This is a messenger RNA of Mucor mucedo, 399 nucleotides long. RefSeq lists its product as uncharacterized. The annotation marks the transcript as partial. The transcript has a single exon. The record is from RefSeq and is a predicted model, not a curated record. NCBI's taxonomy places the organism in Eukaryota, Fungi, Mucoromycota, Mucoromycetes, Mucorales, Mucoraceae.
AGCAAUUAUGGUACUCGCUCUGCUGGUGAAUUCAUGGUUGAAGUUAAGUUUGUAAUGCCAACAAGCACUACCAAGGCAAUGACUCACGGUGUUAGUUACAAGAACUUGUUGUUUAAAGGCUCUCCUUCUGUUCCUAGUGGCAACAAUACACUUGUGCAUGUCAAGAUGACUCUUUUGCGAAUUCCGGACAAGGAUACGUUUCUGGCGGAUCUCAAAAGAUCUCUGCGUUAUUACGGUGAAGUGUACCAGGUGAAAGAGUACACUUGCGGGGGGUACUUUGAAGGUGAGCUGUUGGUUAUCCUUGAUAUCUCGGCUGGCUAUAUUGAUGCUUCUGGUGACAAGGUCAAGAAUGAGCCACUCACAACUAAUUUGUACUUGGAAGAAUGGGACUGUUUUGCU